AUGCUUCGAGGGCUGGUCGAGAGGUUCGGGAGGCGGGGCGCGACGGACCACCUGCGGAGCGGGUGGCGUCGCGUGCAGGAGGAGCUCGACCUGCGCGAGCUGUUCGUCCUCACGUCGUCCCACGCCCGCGACGUCCCGGUCGAUGACGAUGCUGACUUGAUUGACGUGCUGAGCGAGGAGCAGCGCGGGCUGACGUACGACGAGGUCAAGGCCGAGGUGACCAAAAACCUGACGGCCAAUUUGCACACCAUGUGCGGCGAGGUGAGGGACGCGCUGAGGGCGACCGACGGCGUCGGGCACGGCUCGCGGGACGACGUCACCGCCGAGUACCGCAGGCGCGCCGGAUUCUCCGCUCACGUCGCCGAGUCCACGGCGCCGAACGCGGGGCGAGGCCUGUUCGUCAACGGCCAGGUGGACCCGGGCGAGAUCGUGUGCGUCUACCCCGGCGUGGUGUACGCCCCCGAGAACCUGAGGCACAUGCCGGGGUACCCGAAGAUCGCGGCGGAUAAUCCGUACCUGGUGGCCAGGUACGACGGCAGCGUGGUGGACGCGUCGCCGUGGGGACUGGGCGCGGGUUGGUCGUCGGCAAAGACGUCUUUGGACGGCGACGACGGGUGGACCGACGGCGAACGACGCCGGGUGCAAGGUUUCGGUCGCUGGCCCGGCGCGCCCAUCGGGACGGACGACGCGCGGGGUGACUCGCCGGGUGGUGACUCGCCGGGUGGUGACUCGCCGGGCGGUUGGCUUCGCGCCGCGGCUGGCGAGACUCCCUUGGAUCCGACCCAGCUAACGGACGCCAGGACCGCGGCCGAGUCUGUGGACAGGCGGCACCCGCUCGCGCUCGCGCACCUCGCCAACCACCCGCCCAAAGGUACGUCGCCCAACGUCGCCGUGGCAUCCGUCGACGUCGUCUUUGACGCAGAGACAGAAGAACUCGACAAAGACGUCAAGGCGCUGCGACGGUACCUGCCCAACGUCGGGCUCGGGCGUUGGCGGGUUCCGCUCGGAACGGGGGAGGCGAAGCGGCGCGGUGGGGCGGGGGAGGCGAAGCGCGCACGCGGGGGGUUCGUCGGCUCGUUGGCCCGGAUGUUCGGCGAGGACGACGAGGAUGGCGAUAUAGAGGAGGCGGAGGCGGAGGCGCCGAAUGGGAAGGUUGUCGUCCCGACGCUGGUGCUCGUGGCUAAGCGUUUCAUACUGGACGAGGAGGUGUUCCUGAACUACAGGCUCAGCACGCACGUCAAGAGGCCGGACUGGUACCACCCGGUGAACGCCGAGGAGGAGAAGAGGCGGUGGGCGGUGGGCGGUUAA
Micromonas commoda is the source of this 1308-nucleotide messenger RNA. RefSeq lists its product with no specific name. The transcript has a single exon. The record is from RefSeq and is a predicted model, not a curated record. Bases 1 to 1308 code for a protein of 435 amino acids. Lineage: Eukaryota; Viridiplantae; Chlorophyta; Mamiellophyceae; Mamiellales; Mamiellaceae.